Messenger RNA from Chara braunii, 785 nucleotides. Lineage: Eukaryota; Viridiplantae; Streptophyta; Charophyceae; Charales; Characeae. The record is from the annotation of a GenBank genome assembly.
GCGAUGAUUGGGUCGGGACAAGGAUAGUAGGUAGUCGGGAUAUAAGGAGGGGAUGGUGCGGAGGACAUUAUCUCUUAGGGACUCAUAGUCCUCCACAACGGGAAAGGUGCCGGAGACGAUACAGUACAACUCUAUAUGGUUGAAAUGUACCCAGGCGACGCUAAAGAGGAGAACGUUGAGGUGAAAAGAGGGGGAGCGAUGGGGAAAGACCGUACACAAGAGUCGCGCGGUGAAAUGAUGACAGAAGGCGCAACUGGCAAAGAUGUGAUAGUCCAAGGAAUUCAAGGUGGGGGAGGGCACGGAAGGAGAGGUAAUCAAGGGGGCGGCGGAAGACGGGACGAGGACGGUACGUCCGGGCAAGGAGGAGGACGGGGAGGAAGCGCGGAGGGGGUGGAUGCGGAGGGAGAUGGUGAGCGAGAGCGGCGGCGGCGGCGGGAGUUUGUUGCGCCAUCGUGUCGACUGGCGGCGUCCGAUGGAACAGCAGGAUUCAACACGGAUCCUCCCCGGAUGGCAGGCAAUGCUCGUGCUGGAGGAGCCUCCCGGGGCUCAGGUGCUGCUACCUCUUCUUCUUCCUUUGACGUCGACCGUGCUUCUGACUCCUCUUCCUGUGAUAGCCCGGUGAUGGCUAUGCGACCUGGGUCGUCGUCCGAUGGCAGCUCCCCGUUCUCCCGAUGGGCCUUGCAAAACUCGUCGAAGUCGGACUCGGAGUUAUCAGGCGCAAGUUCGUCUAGGUCCAAGUAGCACCAAACUGUAGGAUCAUGAUCACUUAGAUACUGCCCGUAAUC